Molecule: messenger RNA, 882 nt
Organism: Vollenhovia emeryi
Lineage: Eukaryota; Metazoa; Arthropoda; Insecta; Hymenoptera; Formicidae
Exons: 1
Coding region: 1-882 (293 amino acids)
Source: RefSeq, a predicted model, not a curated record
AUGGCACCGCCCACGAUCGAAGAUCUGCAGGAACAGGUGACGCAAUUGCAGGCUGCCUUACAAGAGGCCUUAGGUCAGCCCAACGCGAGUCCCGCGCGCGUGGAUUCGUACAGAGUUCCGAAAAUUCCGCCGUUUUUAAUUAAGGAUCCGGUAAUAUGGUUUAUACAAAUAGAGUCGACGUUCGAAGCUGCACGCAUCACGGAUCAGAAAACCAAAGCUCAUUACGUUAUAAUGUCACUCGACGCGGAGGCUAUCGCGUGCUGUAGAGACCUCAUCGCAGAGCCUGACGCGAAUGAACCUUAUUCUAAAUUAAAAGAGCGUAUAAUCGACAGGUUUUCCGCAUCUGCUGAAAGUCAAUUACGGCAAUUAAUUAAGGGGCAGGUAUUGACAUCGGGGAAACCGUCGCAUAUCCUCAGUAGGUUGCGUAAUUUGAAUCCGGACAAGCGAUGCGACGACGCGGUGCUAAAAACAAUUUUCUUUGAAUACCUUCCACCGUACGUGAGAGGCAUCCUCGCGACUUCGGAGAGCACGAAUCUCGACAAACUGGCUAAAAUGGCCGACACGAUAACCGAAACUUCUAACGACUCGGCGCUGUGCGUAGCUGCAGCGCAGCAACAGGCAAAACCGUCCGAUCUUGAGAGCAAAAUAGAUCGUCUUGCAACGGACUUAGCAACUCUCGCGACGCAAGUUAAACGCAUUAGUAGACCCCAAACUAAAGACGCAGCAAAUAAAACUCGCAAGCGAUCUAAGAGUAGACGACCUAGCGUUUGUUGGCCGCACAGAACAUUUGGAGAAAAAGCGCGCGCUUGUCAGGGAACCAAGGAAUCCCCGUGCUCUUGGCCCAAACCCCAAGCAAUUACGGGAGGGAGUGCGGGGGAAUAG